Messenger RNA from Nannospalax galili (Upper Galilee mountains blind mole rat), 1503 nucleotides. RefSeq names its product zinc finger protein 664-like. The annotation marks the transcript as partial. The transcript has 5 exons. Gene Ontology annotation, molecular function: DNA-binding transcription factor activity; RNA polymerase II cis-regulatory region sequence-specific DNA binding. The record is from RefSeq and is a predicted model, not a curated record. Lineage: Eukaryota; Metazoa; Chordata; Mammalia; Rodentia; Spalacidae. Gene Ontology annotation, biological process: regulation of transcription by RNA polymerase II.
AUGUCACAUCUUAGAAGACAUAAAAUAAUUCAUAGUGGAGAGAAACACUACAAAUGUGAAGACUGUGACAAGUUCUUUAACAACACCUCAUAUCUUGGAGUUUAUGAGAGAAUUCAUACUGGAGAGAAAGCCUACAAAUGUGAAGACUGUGACAAGUCCUUCACCAACACCUCAUAUCUUAGAGUGCAUGAGAGAAUUCAUACUGGAUCCACUGAUAUUCAGGACUGUGUCCAUAGCCUUCUCCCAGAAGGAAUGGGAAUGCCUAGACUCUACUCAGAGGACUUUGUACAGGGAGGUGAUGUUGGAGAACUACAGCAAUCUGGUGUCUGUAGAUAUGAAGAAUCUGACAAGUCCUUUACUGUGAGCUCAACUUAUAAGUCACAUAAGAGAAUUCAGAUUGGAGAGAAACCCUACAAAUGUGAAGCUUGUGACAAGUCCUUUAGUUGUAUGUCAGAUUUAAUGUUUGAUCAGAGAAUUCAUACUGGAAAGUACCCAUUCUGGAAACCAUUAGUGCCUACAUCUCUAUCAUUUUACAUGCUGUGCAGCUAUGAGCUACAAAUGGAGAGUUGCACCUUUUCAGUUUGUUUCUGUCACAUUUCUGAAAGAAUCGUGAAGAAUGCAACUUUUAGAAGACAUCAAAGGGUGUGUAAUGUAGAGAAACACUACAGAUGUGAAGAAUGUGACAGGUCCUUUACUUCGAUGUCAAGUUUUAAAUUACAUCAGGGAAGUCAUACUGGACAAAAACCCCACAAAUGUGAAGAAUGUGGCAAGUCCUUUAGUCAAAUGUCACAUCUUAGAGGACAUCAGCGAACGCAUACAGGAGAGAACCCCUACAGAUGUGAAGAAUGUGGCAAGUCCUUUAAUCGAAUAUCACAACUCAGAGUACAUCAGCAAACACAUACUGGAGAGAAACCCUACGGAUGUGAAGAAUGUGGCAAGUCCUUUAGUCACACAUCAGAUCUUAGAGUACAUCAGCGAAUACAUACUGGAGAGAAACCCUACAGAUGUGAAGAAUGUGGCAAGUACUUUAGUCAAAUGCCAAAUCUUAGAAGACAUCAGCGAAUGCAUACAGGAGAGAAACCCUACAGAUGUGAAGAAUGUGGCAAGUCCUUUGGUCAAAUAUCAAGUCUUAGAGUGCAUCAGCGAAUACAUACUGGAGAGAAACCCUACAGAUGUGAAAAAUGUGGCAAGUCCUUUAGUCAAAUAUCACAACUGAGAGUACAUCAGCCAACACAUACUGGAGAGAAACCCUACAGAUGUGAAGAAUGUGGCAAGUCCUUUCGUCGAAUGUCACAUCUUCAAGUACAUCACCGAAUACAUACAGGAGAGAAACCCUACAGUUGUGAAAAGUGUGGCAAGUCCUUCAGUCACAUGUCAGAUCUUAGAGUGCAUCAGCGAAUACAUACUGGAGAGAAACCCUACAGAUGUGAAGAAUGUCACAAGUCCUUUAGUAAAUGGUCACAUUUUAGAGUACAUCAGUGGAUACAUACAGGAGAGAAACCC